AUGUUCCACAUCAACACUGCGCAUCUGGACCGGGGGCCUUGGGGUGGCCUUGCCUGGGGCCCUGGCUCCCGCGGGGUCCGGGGGCCUCCGGGGGCCCACGGGGGGCCCCGGACCCCAGAGCUGCGGUUAUUUUCUUCCUGCCUGAAAGCAGCUCUGCUCGGUUCUGGUUCUGAAACGGUUAAGCUCCACCUCUCUGGAGUAAACGGACACCGCGCGCGCACACACCUGACCCCGCCCACCCCGGACACCCCCACGGGAGCAGUCAACGCUCCCUCGGGACUCGUCAUGAAGCUCCUCCUCCUCCUGCUGCUGGUGAUGAAGAUGAUGAUGAAGUCAUCGGCUCAACUGUCCAACCCAGAGUCUGUUCAUCUUCACCUCAGGAUCUUGAAGUUCCCCAACACCCUGAACGCUGAAGACACCAGGAAGGCCAUCAGCAUCGCCUUCGCCAAGUGGAGCGACGUGUCGCCACUAAGCUUCACCGAGGUUACCGACAGCAACACCACCACAGACAUCACCAUUGGUUUCUACACCUUCAACCACACCGACUGGUGUUUGGAUAAGAAACGGGUCUGUGAUCCGUGGGCUCGACUCGGUUUUUGUGAAAGGAGAAAGGCCUUCAUGAAGAAGAACUGUCCUCGACGCUGUGACCUCUGCUACGAGCCCCUGGAGGUCGUUGCCACGCCAACGCCAUCUUCUGCCAACAUCAAGGUCAAGAUGGUUCCCCGAGGGAAGGUGGUGGGUUUCCGCUGCGGAACCAAAUCUCUCCGCUCCCCCCCAAAAGUCAGAGUCUGA
This is a messenger RNA of Nematolebias whitei (Rio pearlfish), 792 nucleotides long. RefSeq names its product matrix metalloproteinase-23-like. Lineage: Eukaryota; Metazoa; Chordata; Actinopteri; Cyprinodontiformes; Rivulidae. The record is from RefSeq and is a predicted model, not a curated record. The transcript is spliced from 7 exons. Gene Ontology annotation, molecular function: metalloendopeptidase activity; zinc ion binding. The coding region runs from base 1 to 792 and encodes 263 amino acids. Gene Ontology annotation, biological process: proteolysis. Gene Ontology annotation, cellular component: extracellular matrix.